This is a messenger RNA of Owenia fusiformis, 1014 nucleotides long. Lineage: Eukaryota; Metazoa; Annelida; Polychaeta; Sabellida; Oweniidae. The record is from the annotation of a GenBank genome assembly.
AUGGUGCGAAAAGGUCAUCGUGGUACGCCACGCCCUCUCCAUCUCUAUCCUUCUGCGAUGCAACAGAGAGAUGCUAUGAGUAUCAGAAUGCGAAAAGGCUUAUAUCAUAUCAGCCAAUUUGAUGCUGAGCACAACCCAACUGAUGAACAACUACAAGAGCUUGCAGAGGAUGUUUAUAAGGCACUGACUGGGGUGGGCUUUAUGUAUAUCAAGAAUCAUGGCAUACCAGCUGAUUUGUUGAAAAGAAUGGAGAGUAUUGGAAGAGAGUUUUUCAGCUUACCAAGAGAAGAGAAGGAAAAAUGUGGCUUCACAAAAGAUGGGAAAUUUGGCUACUCUGGGGUUGCAACUGAAACACAUGGUGGAUCAGCUGAUGUUAAAGAAGUGUUCGAUUAUGAAUAUUGGCUACCUUCAAGAUGGCCAAAAAGUGUAAAAUACUUUGAAGAAACCUAUACAGAAAUGUUCAGAGAAUUCACCACAUUGUUUAUGAGAGUACUCGAAGUGAUGGCAUUAUCAUUAAACUUGGAAAGAACUUUCUUCACAAAGCUUCAUAACACUUUCACCAAGAAAACAAGGACCCUGCUGAGAAUACUUAACUAUCCAAAAAUGCCAGAAGAUUUUAAAAAGUCUGAGAGUCAAAUGCGUCUAGGGGGACAUACAGAUUGGGGCACUGUCUCCUUCAUAGCACAAGACAAUGUGGGCGGCUUGCAGAUAAAGUCGCUGUCUGGAGACUGGAUUGAUGCCACGCCUAAAGAUGGUUGUCUUUUAGUUCUGAUUGGGGAUCUUAUGCAGAGAUGGACAUCAGACACGUUCCAGGCUAAUCCACACAGGUCGAUGAAGUUACCUUGUGAACCAGUCGACAUGAGAGGGGGAGAAAAGUCUAGAUUCAGUAUGGUCUACUUCGGAAAUUCUGACAGUGAUGCGAUGAUUGGAAGUAUUGGUGACUCAAAAUAUGAACCCAUAAAUGCAGGAGAAUACUAUGAGAAACUCCUGACUGAAGCAUUUGGUUAUUAAGAA